Messenger RNA from Corvus hawaiiensis (hawaiian crow), 377 nucleotides. RefSeq names its product PIGY upstream open reading frame (gene PYURF). The coding region runs from base 9 to 377 and encodes 122 amino acids. The record is from RefSeq and is a predicted model, not a curated record. NCBI's taxonomy places the organism in Eukaryota, Metazoa, Chordata, Aves, Passeriformes, Corvidae. The transcript is spliced from 2 exons.
CGGCGGCCAUGCUGCGCGGCGCGGCCGUGCUGCUGCUGCGGCGGGCGGCGCCGAGUGGCCCCGCGCACGGCCGGCACUGCCACGGGCAGCGGGAGCAGGGCUCGGGCUCGGGCUCGGGCUCGGGCUCGGGCUCGGGCUCGGGCUCGGGCUCAGGCUCAGCGCGGCCGCAGCCACAGCCACCGGAGCCAUCGCUGCUGCGCUUCCUGGUGUGCCCUCUCUCCAAGCGACCGCUGAGGUACGAAGAAGCUACGAACGAGCUCAUUAACGAGGAGCUGGGCAUCGCGUACCCCAUCAUCGACGGCAUCCCGAACAUGGUUCCGGAGGCUGCCAGGAUGACGCACAAGAAGCCCCCGGCCGAGGGCUCGGAGCAGCCCUGA